AUGGCGAACCCAUCCAUACAGCCUACUGCCAAUACACCUUCAGCUCAGGUCAAAGUCACGGAUGAAGCUCUCCUGGCGAGGAUUGGAUACAGGCAGGAGCUCAAGCGCGAGUUCCGUCCUCUCGAGAUGCUUGCUGUGUGUCUGAACGUGAUGGGAAUAGUUCCGACCAUAGCGUCAGUGCUCUUCAAUUCAGUUCCUAAUGGAGGGCCCGUAGCAAUGGUAUGGGGUUGGGUAGUCGUGUUCCCCUUCAUCCUGUGCAUCGCUUUGAGUAUUGCCGAGCUCGCAUCGGCUAAUCCAACGUCAGGUGGGCUAUAUUACUGGACGCACGCGCUCUCCCCGCCCAAAUGCCGGAACUUCAUGUCGUGGGUCACUGGAUACGCAAACACGAUUGGAAGCUCUACAGGUAUGACCGGUAUCGACUGGGCGUUUUCGGUGCAGGUCAUGGCAGGCGCGAGCAUGGCCACGGAAGGGGCGUUUGUUGCAACGCAGGCUCAGACUUUUCAGUGGAUGGCCUUCUGGAUUUGCUUUUUGCCUAAGUUUUCUCGCUCCUUUGUGGACCCCGGAUACGAUUCAAGUGUGCACAUGAGCGAGGAGGCUUCUAAUGCAGCGAUGGUUGUUCCGUGGGCGACAGUAAUCUCCGUCAUCUCGGGAUUUGUCCUAGGCUUAGCCGUUAACAUCUCUCUCGCAUUUUGCAUGGGCCCGUCCACCAUCACGCUUGUCGACUCUCCCCUAGGCCAGCCGAUGGCGCAGAUCUUUUCUACCUCUCUAGGCACACGCGCUGGGCUUGCGCUCUGGUCCAUUGUCAUUGUCGCGCAAUUUUCCGUAGGAGCCAGCUUCCUGCUCGUCAUGUCACGCCAGGUGUUUGCGUUUGCGCGUGAUGGCGCGCUGCCAUUUUCCCGGUUUAUAUACAGUAUCGGGUACGGACGUGGCGGAGCACUAGGUUUGAUAGGAGAGGGUGUACCAGUAAUAGCGGUGUGGACGCUCGUUGUUCUUGCGGCGCUGACAGGAUUAUUGAGCUUCGCUGGGGAACAGGCGAUUAAGGCAGUAUUUGCGAUGUCUAUGGUGGCGAUUUAUGUGGCAUACAUUGGACCUAUUGCUGCAAGGGUGAUGGCUGCAUGGAAUGAAGCUGCGUGUUUUAGGCCAGGGCCAUUUCAUAUGGGGUAUUGGGGCGUUCCAAUCAAUCUAGUCGCUCUGGCGUUCAUGGUCUUUACGAUCGUCGUCUUUCUAUUUCCUGCCUCUCCUGGCACUGCAGUGGCCGACAUGAAUUAUGCCGUUGUUGUCCUAAGUGUGAUGUUCGCGCUCAUUGUGGGGUGGUAUUAUUGUCCUACGUAUGGAGGUGUGCAUUGGUUCCGAGGACCGCAGGCGAACGUCGGGACCGGAUUCAACGUGCCUCGGGAGAAAGGUGAUUGUGAUGAUCAGAGACUCGAAUUUCAGCUUUAG
Coniophora puteana RWD-64-598 SS2 is the source of this 1440-nucleotide messenger RNA. RefSeq lists its product as uncharacterized. Bases 1 to 1440 code for a protein of 479 amino acids. Gene Ontology annotation, biological process: transmembrane transport. The record is from RefSeq and is a predicted model, not a curated record. Gene Ontology annotation, cellular component: membrane. NCBI's taxonomy places the organism in Eukaryota, Fungi, Basidiomycota, Agaricomycetes, Boletales, Coniophoraceae. The transcript is spliced from 10 exons. Gene Ontology annotation, molecular function: transmembrane transporter activity.